CGCCUGGGUGUGCUGGGGAACAUGGCGUGCCCGUGGCUGAGACAGUGCCGGAGGUGGAGGACAAACUCCCCGACUCUGUUAGAGACUCUGCGGCCUUUCAGCGGCCGGUUCUCGGUCCCGCGGAUAUCCUGGAGCUCGGGGCCGCGCAUGGAGGGGCAGCUAUCGGCUCUACCUACACAGACACGCCCAAAAACUUUUAACUUUACCACAUCUUUACCCAGACACAGUUCACGGUUGCUGUAUCCGACACUACAGUCCUGCUGUUGCAGACAGAAUGUACACACCGAUGUGAAGCUCAAGGACCCCUUCACGCUAGCACAGAAAGAUUUAACAAAUUUAUAUGAUGACAUCAGAAAGGAGCUAUUUGUAUCCAAAGAAGAGCUGAAGUCGUUAUGCGACUACUACUUCGAUGGGAAGGGCAAAGCCAUCCGACCGAUGAUAGUUGUCCUAAUGGCCCGGGCACUCAACGCCCACAGCAACAGAUCCGGCAGAGAUUUGCUCCCAGGCCAGAGAACCAUAGCUAUGAUCGCAGAAAUGAUCCACACUGCCAGCCUGGUGCAUGACGACGUAAUAGACGGAUCAGAUAAACGACGGGGAAAGAGAACCAUCAAUGAGGUGUGGGGAGAAAAAAAGGCCAUCUUGGCUGGAGAUUUCAUCCUUUCAACUGCCUCCCUGGCCAUGGCUCGUAUUGGAGACAACACGGUUGUAAAAGUGAUGUCCCAGGUGAUGGAGGAUCUGGUUCGAGGUGAAUUCAUGCAGCUGGGCUCCAAAGAGAACGAGAACGAGAGAUUCAAACACUACCUCGAGAAAACCUUCAAGAAGACGGCGAGUCUCAUUGCAAACAGUUGUAAAGCAGUAUCCGUUCUGGUAAAUUCUGAUCCUGAAGUUCAUGAAAUAGCCUACAAGUAUGGAGAGAAUGUUGGCAUUGCAUUUCAGCUGGUGGAUGAUGUCUUGGACUUCACAUCAGGAGCCAGUCACCUGGGGAAGCCCUCGGCUGCAGACCUCAAACUGGGUUUGGCCACCGGGCCGGUCCUGUUUGCUUGUCAACAGUUUCCUGAGCUCCACGCAAUGAUUAUGAGACGUUUCAGCACUAAAGGAGACAUAGAUCAAGCCUGGCAGUACGUCCUUCAGAGCGACGGCGUGCAGCAGACCAAAUACCUGGCCCAGCGCUACUGCCAAGAAGCCAUCAGGCAGAUCAGUAUGCUCCGGCCGUCGGCGGAGAGAGACGCCCUCAUCAGGGUCACUGAGAUGGUGCUAACCAGAGACAAGUGAGCCCCCUCUGUCUGGGCUUCACUUCAGGCAGCUACCUGUGGAGAAAAAAAAAAGCAACUCGCACUGCACUCCCGAGUUUGUGCUGACCAGGAUCAGACAAAAAACGAGUUUGGUUCCAAAGGACCCCUGGUGCUGGUUUGGUACAUACCUUUAAUAUAUAUAUAGAGAGAAAUACACUUGGUUUUUAUUGCAAAUCCUUUGAUUCAGGUUUCCUGAUCGGUAACUGAUAAUUUGGAAAAAGUCAAUAUUAUGAACUCAAAUCAAUGGAUGACACUUAAAAAAAACUGCAAUCCAUCUCUUCACUUCAUUCAGUACUGUGAUCGUCCCGUGCUUGAAAAUCAGCCAACUUUGACUGAGUUUGUUACAUGCUGGUGUCGAGCUGUGGCGGCGUUUGCAGAAUCUUGUUCAAUUCCAAA
Messenger RNA from Anoplopoma fimbria (sablefish), 1688 nucleotides. RefSeq names its product prenyl (decaprenyl) diphosphate synthase, subunit 1 (gene pdss1). Gene Ontology annotation, biological process: isoprenoid biosynthetic process; ubiquinone biosynthetic process. Lineage: Eukaryota; Metazoa; Chordata; Actinopteri; Perciformes; Anoplopomatidae. Gene Ontology annotation, molecular function: prenyltransferase activity. The record is from RefSeq and is a predicted model, not a curated record. The coding region runs from base 22 to 1272 and encodes 416 amino acids. The transcript is spliced from 11 exons. Gene Ontology annotation, cellular component: transferase complex; mitochondrion.